This is a messenger RNA of Sclerotinia borealis F-4128, 258 nucleotides long. Lineage: Eukaryota; Fungi; Ascomycota; Leotiomycetes; Helotiales; Sclerotiniaceae. The record is from the annotation of a GenBank genome assembly.
AUGGGUGUAGUUUCACAGACUCCUCCUAUUGGCGUCUUUGCCGUAUCGGGAUGCGGACCCGAUCUCCUAAUUAACAUCUGCUUAACGCUACUCGGAUACAUACCAGGACACAUUCACGCAUUCUAUCUCGAAUAUGUGUACUAUGAACGACGGGAAGCGGCCAGGGAAGGAAGAUUCCAAGCCGCUCGAGCACCCGGAAUCUAUUCUGAUCGCGUACAAGGUGGUGGUUACGGUACGAUCAUCGAAUCUACGAAUUGA